This is a messenger RNA of Uncinocarpus reesii 1704, 2700 nucleotides long. RefSeq lists its product as uncharacterized. The record is from RefSeq and is a predicted model, not a curated record. Gene Ontology annotation, molecular function: chromatin binding. Bases 1 to 2700 code for a protein of 899 amino acids. NCBI's taxonomy places the organism in Eukaryota, Fungi, Ascomycota, Eurotiomycetes, Onygenales, Onygenaceae. Gene Ontology annotation, biological process: DNA repair; mitotic DNA replication checkpoint signaling; DNA damage checkpoint signaling. The transcript has 2 exons.
AUGGCCGCUCCACCUCCCAAGAAGCGGCAGAGGCGCCUUGUAGUCCAGUCGUCGGAUGAGGACGACACUUACCUUCCCUUAUCCUCUUCAAUCACAGCCCCAGCAAGCCAACGCGGUACGCAGACGCGAUUGACGACGACCGAGUCCCAGAUAGCUUCCGCUGCUAGCAAAGCGGAUACAUGUGCAGCUCGUACGCGUCGUUCCAAGCCUCAGCCGAAGAAAACCUCAUCUCGUGUUUCGAACAGCCGGAUACCUUCUACCCAAACGACCCCCGCGUCCUCUCCAGAUAAACGGAAGACAGGCAAAAGGCCAAUUUCCGAUAAAUCGUCGUCAUCGAAAUCUCUUCACUCGUUUUUCGCCCCUGCAACUGAGGAGCAGCGAUGGAGCAAGGCCGUGGAGAAUCAUACACUGGAUAUUGUCGAAGAAAUCGAGGACGAGGAAUGCGGAGAUGAUUUGUACAAUUGGACUAGUGCUCGUUCUUAUAACAACGAAGCGUCUCCCCAAAGAGUAAAACAUGACGAAGUGAACGCGGGCCUUACCAUUGGCCGACGGAAAGCGAGCGCCUACGAGGCACGGACUCAGGAUGAGAAGAGACCUCCAGCAAGAGAAUCAAAACCCGUGAAACGGUUUUUACUUCCCUCUCAAGCUGACCUAGGGACCUCUCCAUCGACGGUGGUGGGUGAUCAGUUGAAACCGUGGACUGAGCGAUUUGUGCCGACCAAUCUAGACGAAUUGGCGGUUCACAAGAAAAAGGUGGCGGAUGUUCAGAAAUGGCUGGUAGAUGUCUUCACUAGCCGAAGUAAGCGUCGAGUUCUUGUACUCAAAGGCCCUGCAGGCAGCGGGAAAACAACUACGAUUUCGCUGUUGUCGAAAGCCCUGGGUUACGAUAUCAUUGAAUGGAAGAAUUCUUCCGGGAUGGAAUAUUUAUCCACUGGAUAUAUUUCCAUGGGUGCUCAAUUUGACGAUUUUCUUGGGCGGAGUGGUAAAUUUAGUAAUCUAACGCUAUCGGAAGACCCAACGGCUUCCCAGUUUACUAUUGACGAGAAUCCCACUCCACCGGGGAAUCACAGGCGCGUCAUUCUUAUUGAAGAAUUUCCAACGUCCUUGAGCCAGGGUUCUUCGACCCUCCUCGGGUUUAGGUCAGCACUUCAAAGAUAUCUUGCGGCCGCUGUACCGUCCAUGGGGGUCAAAGGUUGGCUCCCGCAAUCUGAUAUUGGAUCAAGUCCACCCAUUAUCAUCAUCGUAUCAGAAACCUUGCUGGGAACCGGCGCAGCUUUGUCCGAUAACUUUACGGUCUAUCGACUUCUUGGUCCUGAGAUAUCGAACCAUCCCGGCGUAAGCAUCAUUGAAUUUAAUCCGGUUGCACCGACAUUCAUAACAAAGGCCCUAGACCUUGUUUUAAAAAAAGAAGCCCGAUCAUCUGGGCGGAGGCGGAUUCCGGGCCCUUCUGCUCUGAAAGGAUUCGCAGAUAUGGGCGAUAUUAGAAGCGCUAUUGCGUCAAUGGAGUUCUUAUGCUUACGAGGUGACGAAGAUGGGAAUUGGAGUGGAACCGUGGCUAGUCGAAUUAAAAAGAGCGGAAGAUCAGCAGCAGCUCUUACGAAUAUGGAAAAGGAAUCGCUGUUGGCUAUCACCCACAGAGAAUCCAGCCUAGGGAUAUUUCACGCCGUUGGUAAGGUUGUAUAUAACAAACGGGAGGAUCCAACAAUCACUGUGGCCCCAAAUGCACAGGCGCCUCAACCUCCACAUUACCUCCAUCAUUUUGCCCGACGGAAAGUAUCCCAAGUCUCGAUUGAUGACUUGAUCAAUGAAACUGGCACGGAUAUCCAGACUUUCGUUGCCGCUCUCCAUGAGAAUUAUAUCCUUUCUUGCGAUGGCGACGACUUUACAGAUCAUUUUGCUGAUUGCAUCGCAGAAUUAUCUGAUGCGGACAUCCUUGCGCCAGACAGCCGCAGGGGAUCACAAUUCACCCGAAAUGAGGCGGGAUUAGCUCGAUCAUCCGUUCAAGGCUCCGGGACGAGUGUUGAUCUACUGCGUCAAGACGAGAUCAGUUUUCAAAUAGCUGUGCGAGGAUUGUUGUUUUCGCUUCCUUAUCCUGUAAAGCGCCGGGGUGCUCCCGGCGCUUAUGGCAGCGAUGCUUACAAGAUGUUUUUCCCGACCUCGAUGCGUCUUUGGCGGGAAAUAGAGGAACAAUCCGGUCUUUUGGAUAUGUGGAUUCGCCGUUUAGCGUGCCCGACUUCAACUAAUCAGUCGCCUGGUUCCGCAUCACAUCGGGAAGGGAUAGCAUCCUGGGGUAGUCGUCAGGAGUUUGGUAUUUCGCCGCCUGAAGCAGAUGCGCCAGCUCAUUCUAUCGCUAGCGGGUCAAGCUUGUCUUCAGAAGAAGUCCUUUUAGAGUACUUACCGUACUUGAGACUGAUCACUAGAGAUCCAUCCACGAUCGCAGACCUCGAACGGUUAACGCAAUUCCGCGGUAUGGUUGGGCGAAAUAACGUUAUAUCCGACGAAGACCUGGGAGUACUUGAAGAUUUAGAAGUGGAACAUUGGGCCACAGACCCUAUGCCCCAGUCCCCACAGAAAAGGGGCAUAUCAAAUAGGAUGCCACCGCCACCGCGUCCCCCGGCUUUACGGGUUCGAGAGACAGCGCCUCAGGUUGAGGACGGAGAAGCAAAAUUGGUUCUUAGUGAUGACGAUAUUGAAGAUUGA